AUGAGGCGCUACAAGGCCCUGUUCAAGAAGCACGACGAAGCGCGCUUCGACAAGUACCUCGAGGACGUUGAGGCUGGCAAGGCCAAGAUCGCGGCUGGCACGCUCCUGCCCCACGAGAUCGCCGCCGCUGCGUUUCGUGGCCAGGCCGACGACGUGUCGGAGCUGCAGUGGCGCCGCAUGGCCGUCUGCAAGAAGGGGUCUCUGAGCAACUGCAUCGCCGUCUGCGACGUUUCUGGAAGCAUGAACGGCACGCCGAUGGAGGUGUGCGUGGCGCUGGGUCUGCUCAUCUCUGAGCUCAGCGAGAAGCCAUGGGCGGGCAGGGUGAUCACGUUCAGCAUGAUUCCCCAGAUCCACAAGAUUGAGGGCAAGACCCUCGUCGAGAAGAUGAGCUUCAUCGAGCGCAUGCAGGGGAACGUGAACACCAACUUCCAGGCGGUCUUCGACCGCAUCCUACGCACGGCGGUGGACAUGGAGUUUGACCAGGCGUCUGCUAGUCCUUGGGAGACGGACUACCAGGCCAUCUGCCGCAAGUUCAAUGACGCCGGGUACGGCGACGCGGUGCCUCAGAUCGUGUUCUGGAACCUGAGGGACUCAAAGUCGACGCCAGUGACGUCAACGCAGCCCGGAGUCGCGAUGGUGAGCGGCUUCUCCAAGAACUUGGUCAAGCUUUUCCUGGAGAACGAUGGCGUGGUGAACUCGGAGGCCGUCAUGAAGGCAGCCAUCGCCGGUGAGGAGUACCAGAAGCUUGCUGUGUUUGAUUGA
This is a messenger RNA of Miscanthus lutarioriparius, 762 nucleotides long. NCBI's taxonomy places the organism in Eukaryota, Viridiplantae, Streptophyta, Magnoliopsida, Poales, Poaceae. The record is from the annotation of a GenBank genome assembly.